CGUAAACUGCAAGACGCUCUUCUCUGGGUUGACCGGGGCCAGGGCAGACCCUAUGACCGGGGCUAGUCCCAUAGUCGCUUCCUGAUUUACAAACGCCCUACCUGCUUCAAGGGUUAUCUAAAGAAUGCAUAAACUACAAACGAGGGCCUUGUUGCCAACACACUGCUCUUGCGCGUGCGAUUUCCACCGUUUCGACCUUAUAGAACCUGGCACUGUAACUUUAGACUGAGCUCUUGCUAAUAUCAUGCUGUGAGCAUAACGGGUAAAUAGGGGCUAGCCGGCUGCACGGCCACCGUGACCCCUUGUCCGUGCCGCGCCGGUCAGGAACUGAGUGUACCGCGGGCGGUGUGCCUCCACCAGGGACAAGUUGAGCGAGGACGUCGGGUGUUGGCGACGGCGGCGCUGCUGCGAUAAACCUGCCGCCGCCCUCGUCCGCGUCCUCAUCCCGUGAUGACGCGGGGGCAGAUGGCACGCACCUGCAGGUGCACCCGGCGCGUGUGGCCACGGCAUUUCAGGCUGCCGGCCGACUAUCGCUGGCAGCGGUGGCUGAUGGCGCCGCAACGCCCGCCCAGACGCUGGGUGCGCAGCGCCCGCAGGCUGACGAGGGCUGGUGGCGAGGCAGGCUUGCGACUGGUACCAACGCCAGCGCCAGCGCGCUUGGCGGCGCCAGCAGAUGCAGCAGCAGCAUGACGGCGAGCCGCCUUGGAGUCAUGAGAAGGGGCGAUUGCGACGGCAGCUACGGCUUGGCGUUGAAGUGAAGGGUGCCGCCGUGGAGCGCCGGGGCACCGCCCGCUCGCUGUGACGCACAGCGCGGCGCUGCACAGUGAGCAGCAGGCGGCAAGGGGCGAGACCGGGUCGUCAAGACGAUGAUUCAGACGCCAGCCGGGAUGCUGCCCCGGUCCUCAUCAUCGGGUCAUCGGUCCGCAUCAUGCGGCUCUGGCCCAAGGCCAACGCUUCCGUGCAGCUGCAACAGCGCGAGCGGCUGGUGUGGGAGCUGGUCAGCUGCAACUGCGGUCGCUGUGGUGUGUCAUCGAGGCCAUGCCUUAUAAGGUUAUCAUGGGUGCCCUGCAGGCUUUGGGCAGUCGCCGCUGCGCGCCCGCGGCGGUGGCUGCCGUCACGGACCGCUGCCUCGGGCUCCGCCGCGGCGCCGCCUGUGGCCUAGAGGCAGUGUCUGCGGCUACUGCCGGCAGCAGCAGCAGCAGCAGCAACAUCAGAGCCACUGAACAGUGGCGGCCCUUGAUGGAGGAGCAACCACUGGCGCUGGCCGCUGUGGUCUUUCUCAAGGGCCCUCUGGCGGCGCUGUCUGAGCUGCCGCCGGCGCAGCUGGCGGCGGACGUCACCGCACUGCUGCGGCCGCAGGCCGACGUGGGCGCGGCGGCGGGAGGGGGGCGCGGCGGCAGCCGAUAAGUAACAAGCAAGGGCGGAGCCAGGCGCAGGGCCAGUGGCACUGGUAGCUAACGCCGGGCCCGCAGUAACAGCAUCUUGCGGGUGCUGCAGGAUUGCGGAUUGUGGACCAAAACGUGAGAACCGCGUGCGCAAUGUGCAUGUGCAAACCGGUAUGCGUAGGAAUGCGUGUAAAGGUGUGUAGGUGUGUGUUGUAGAUCAAGCACUGCACCUCACUCGAGGUCCAUGUCCGGUGUAAAGGUGGGGGUCGUGUGCUGCGGGGUCAUCAACAUCUCGG
Chlamydomonas reinhardtii is the source of this 1681-nucleotide messenger RNA. RefSeq lists its product as uncharacterized. The transcript has 4 exons. NCBI's taxonomy places the organism in Eukaryota, Viridiplantae, Chlorophyta, Chlorophyceae, Chlamydomonadales, Chlamydomonadaceae. The record is from RefSeq and is a predicted model, not a curated record. Bases 1057 to 1407 code for a protein of 116 amino acids.